GAAGCGCUUGCGAACCAGCUUGCCCUCUCACCACACGGGACAGACGACCUUUGUGAAUAGCCUUGAUGUAGCUACCAUUUGGCUAUACGCAGCAUCCGAGAAGGACGCAAUCACUGGGAAACCGGUUGUCCUCGCAGCUCGGUCCCUCCGUCGAGUGGCUUGGGACUUGUAGCUACUUCGGAGGUCCAGACAGUAUGGUCAGCGAGAGUACUGCAUCCGGACAUGUGUUGUAUCUGGGAAAUGCACUUACAACAUGCUCAACUGCAUAUAAGAUAAGUUGUCCACGCACCUUGUGUCACUGAUCAACAACAACUCAAUACACUUCAUACUCUCGCUUUCCAUCUGCAAUCUCUCGUUCGUCACGUCUUGACCAAGAGCAAAUCAAUAUGAUCUCAAAUCUUGCUUCUUUGCUGCUGGUCAGCAGUCUCGGCUUGGUAGAUGCCUUCUCGAUGCCAGAGGCAGCCUCAUCAUUCACCUCUCUACUCGCAUCUUCUCUCAACAACGCUAUACCUAACACGCUAGCGGCUCGUAAAGCUGGAUCGAGCGGAUCAGGUGGAGGUGGAUCAGGUGGCUGCCCAGCUAUCUGGACAACUAUCUCUUCUGACCUCACUGCAUCUUUCCUUGGAUCGGAUGGCCAAUGUACCGACCUUGCUAGAGCCGCAAUCCGAUUUGCAUUCCAUGAUGCUGGACCAUACUCAUCAAAGACGACUUUCUAUGCUCCUGCCGCUGGCGGCGCAGAUGGUUCUCUGCUAUUGAACCCUGAUGAGAUUAACAGACCUGAAAACGGCGGUCUCGGCGACUACUACAAUUGGUUGACGAACAAGUACAAUACGUACAACCAACAAGCCAAAGUUGGUGCUGCGGACCUGAUCCAAUUUGCCGGCUCACACGCUGUUAUCACAUGUCCCGGUGGACCGAAGAUCAAGACUGUCGUUGGCAGAACGGACAGUUCGACCAUCGCACCUGACGGCUUCCUUCCUGCCGGAUUUGGUCCCAACUCGUCCCAUGACGUCCUAUUCCAACUCUUCCUCGACAAAGGCUUCAGCGCCAGAGAUCUUGCAGCUUUGAUCGGUGCACACUCCACUAGCAAAGCCUUCACUCAACAAGCCAAUGGUAUCCCUGUAGGCGGUCCACAGGACAGUACUCCUGGAAAGUGGGACAUCGACUUCUACGCUCAGACCCUCAAGCAGCAGACUGGUGUCUACCGCUUCCAAGCCGAUAUCAACCUGUCCAAUGCUUCAACCACCGUAGGAAAGGAGUUCAAGGGUUUCGUCGGAAACCAAGGCAAAUGGACCAGCUCAUUCGCCGAUGCCAUGCAACGCUUGAGUGUUUUGGGUAUUCCUUCUUCGGCUCAAAACAGCUUCAUUGAUUGCACCAACGCAUUACCCAAGGGUACAUCGUCCAAGAGGGACAUUCGUGCUGCUCCUAUCAACAAUCGUGCACGAUAGCGAGUUCGAUCGUCUGCAUUGGAGGAGUUGGCGGUUAGCUUUUGUCUGUUUAUUACUUCUUGAAAAUUCGGUAUUUUGCAAUUCAACGCAACUGCUAUUGCGAGAAUUCCACUGUCACCUAACGUCCACUGAAUGUAUG
This is a messenger RNA of Aureobasidium subglaciale EXF-2481, 1587 nucleotides long. Its product is annotated as class II peroxidase. Gene Ontology annotation, molecular function: peroxidase activity; heme binding. The record is from RefSeq and is a predicted model, not a curated record. Gene Ontology annotation, biological process: cellular response to oxidative stress; hydrogen peroxide catabolic process; response to reactive oxygen species. Lineage: Eukaryota; Fungi; Ascomycota; Dothideomycetes; Dothideales; Saccotheciaceae. The transcript has 2 exons. Bases 387 to 1448 code for a protein of 353 amino acids.